This is a messenger RNA of Oncorhynchus tshawytscha (Chinook salmon), 1940 nucleotides long. RefSeq names its product ethanolamine-phosphate cytidylyltransferase-like. The transcript is spliced from 13 exons. The record is from RefSeq and is a predicted model, not a curated record. Gene Ontology annotation, molecular function: ethanolamine-phosphate cytidylyltransferase activity. Bases 239 to 1441 code for a protein of 400 amino acids. NCBI's taxonomy places the organism in Eukaryota, Metazoa, Chordata, Actinopteri, Salmoniformes, Salmonidae. Gene Ontology annotation, biological process: phosphatidylethanolamine biosynthetic process. Gene Ontology annotation, cellular component: cytoplasm.
ACGCCACUUCCCCGGGAUAGGAGGCGUUGUCCCACGGUUCUGCUGCUCAGGCGUCACUUCUAUGCAGAAACCGGCUAUCCUGCAAAGGGACAUACACUAGACAAAGCCUAUACAUAAAAUCGAACGGUGCAGGUAUAUUUGUGUCUUCGUUCGUGCUAUUAUUAGGGGUUGCUUGUCCAGGAUAUAGGCUACGUUGAAAUAUCAUAUAUAAUAUCAUCGUAGUCUUUUCGUGCACAAAAUGAUCAAGAACGGACAUCACCCAAUGAACACAACAGGGAAAGAUGCAGGGACGAACCUCGGCGCUACAGCUUGCAGUCCGGAGAAGAGAAGACGAACCAUCCGGGUGUGGUGUGACGGGUGCUAUGACAUGGUCCAUUAUGGUCACUCCAACCAGCUGCGGCAGGCCAAGGCCAUGGGAGAUUACCUCAUCGUUGGAGUACACACAGACGGUGAGAUCUCACAGCACAAGGGUCCCCCGGUCUUCACCCAGGAUGAACGAUACAAGAUGGUGAGAGCCAUCAAGUGGGUGGAUGAGAUAGUGGAGGGAGCGCCCUACGUCACCACGCUGGAGACCCUGGACAAGUACACCAGUGACUUCUGUGUGCACGGAGAUGACAUCACACUAACAGUGGAUGGGAAGGACACAUACGAAGAGGUGAAGAGGUCAGGGAGGUACAGGGAGUGCAAGCGAACCCAGGGAGUUUCUACCACAGACCUGGUCGGUCGCAUGCUACUGAUGACCAAAGCCCACCACAGCAACAUAGGCCAUUCAGACUAUCAACAGCACACAGACAACUUUGGCAAGGGUCCUAAGGGCCACAGUCCGUGGACGGGGGUGUCCCAGUUCCUCCAGACGUCCCAGAAGAUUAUCCAGUUUGCCUCAGGACAGGAGCCUCAGCCUGGGGACACCAUCAUCUAUGUGGCUGGAGCCUUCGACCUCUUCCAUAUUGGCCAUGUGGACUUCCUGGAGGCGGUUUCCAGGCUUUCAGACAAGCCAUAUGUUAUAGUGGGGUUACACUUUGACCAGGAGGUGAAUCGCUACAAAGGGAAGAAUUACCCCAUUAUGAACGUCCAUGAGAGAACACUCAGUGUGCUGGCCUGUCGGUAUGUCUCUGAGGUGGUGAUUGGUGCACCUUAUGCAGUCACGAGAGAGUUACUAGACCACUUCAAGGUGGACCUUGUGUGUCAUGGGAAGACAGAGGUGCAUCCUGACAAAGACGGGUCGGACCCCUAUGCUGAGCCCAGGAAAAAAGGAAUACUGCACACUGUGGACAGUAUGAACAGCCUCACCACUGAUAGUAUUGUUCAGAGGAUCAUCAAAAACAGGCUGCUGUUCGAGGCCAGGAACCAGAAGAAAGAGGCCAAAGAGAUGGCUGUGAUCCAGGCCAUGAAGAGAAGAGAGGAGGAGAAGGGCAAGGAGAGGGCCCAGGCUGUGCUCUAGGACAACAGGCCCGAAGGAGCACUCCCACCACGAGGAACCAUUGACCACUCUUAGGGUCAAUCUGAGACAGACUAAACCCAAUACAUCUAACCCCCACCACCAAUGCAGCGCAGUCAAUCCACCUCAUCUGGGUUCCAACUCCCAACCAACACCCUCCAGGUCACACAGUCUCCUUACCGACAGCCAGACAGCGAGCCUUUGUUUUCAACAUGCAGUAUUCUUACAAUGGGAGUUCUGUUGUAGGUUCGACAUGGUAACAUGUUAGGUGAGGCUGUUUUCUUUGUCUUAAUAUCUUAAUACAGGCUGUAUGCAUUUACAUGUUCUUUAUUUCUUAUGGUUUGACAAACCACCUUAACAGUAUAGACCUCUUAUUGUCUCCCUUCCCCACUGAGUUAGAACCAGACAGGGAACCAGAAGGCCCAACGUAGUCACUGAGUUAUAACCAGACAGGGAACCAGAAGGCCCAACAUAGUCACUGAGUUAUAACCAGACAGGGAAC